Molecule: messenger RNA, 551 nt
Organism: Phaedon cochleariae (mustard beetle)
Lineage: Eukaryota; Metazoa; Arthropoda; Insecta; Coleoptera; Chrysomelidae
Source: the annotation of a GenBank genome assembly
AAAGUGACGACGAAUGAAGUAGGGAGCGCCGCGCACUAGCCUACUUUGGUACACAGAUUGAAUAGACUUCUCAAAUCAUAUUGGCUCUUGAUUUCAUAAUAACUCAACAACAAUAACAAUAAAUGUUAAAAUGUUUGUGGUAAACACUAAUUGAAAGCCCUACGAGUACGUUGAAUAUAAAUGAUUCAAAAAUCAAUAAAGCCUAAGUGAAAAACCUGGACCGACCUAGAGGCGCGAGUGAAUUUUAAAAAUAGCUGUCGUGAAUGGCAAGAUUGUCAAGUGCGUAGGUGUUUGUUUUUGAAAACAGGUGGUGGUUUAUCUGAGCCAUGGAGGAAUUAGCUGCACAAAAUGCCGAUUGUGAGAAUUUCACCAAGACUCCCGUACCUUUAUCAAAAUCCCCGGUCACCUCACCUUCUAUUCGUUUCAUGACCCAGACUGUGAUCGUAUCCUUGGUUGAGACUGUGACACACGAUAUUACUUACGUUCAACCGAGAAACUCUGAGGAGAAUUCCUCUCCAGAAACGACGCAAAAUGAAACAAGGCAGAGGUAA